AUGGGAGACCCGCUUGGCUGCAUCGAUGGAGGCAAGUGGCCACCUGCGGACAUGUCCCAGGUGGAGACGGAGGAUGUGCUGGUGUUCUCAGACAGCUAUGGCUACUGCAAGGAUAUCCUCCAGCAGGCGCCGCCCGGCAGAGUGGGCACAGUGAAUGUGCAGUCCAAAGCGGCGGAGAAGUACACGGAGAAGGAGGUCCAGCGCAUCGUCACUGCGCACCCGUGGGAUCUCAUCAUCUUCGCUCUCGGCAUUGACCUGCCUGCGAGUAGCAGCGUUGCGGAUGUGCACAAGCACCAGGCGGAUGUCAUGAAGGUCUUCUUGGCGAUCCUCAAAAAGCUCGAGGACUCCAGAUGCAAAAGGUUCUGCGUCAUUACGGUGGACACUUUUGCAGAGGAGCGAGAGAUCCACGAGGAACUGGGCCUGGGCCUGAUCACCAAUGCCACGCUCUUCGGUGCGUGCAACACAGCAAGGUACGAGGUGCCAUGUCCGGUCCAGUUCAUAGACACCGAAUGGGCGCUGAGGACCGAAAAUGUGAAGUACCUAGUGGCCGAGAUCUUUCGACAUGCUUCCUUUGGCCACAACUCCGUGCGCAUCCUGAACAAGGGACGCUAUGUGCUGAGGCAGAUGUCUUGCAAGCCAUAUCUCAACAACCCGGAGUGGCAGCUGCCAGAGGAUGGUGUCAUUGCCAUCUCUGGUGGUAACGGCGCUCUGGGUUUGGUCAUGGGAGGCUGGAUUCUGCGCACGGCCAAGCGCCAGGGCGGCAAGAAGUUCACCAUCAAGUUCCUAUCCAGGUCCUGCAAGAUCAGCGAUCAGAACAUGCCCAACUGGCAGGAAGUCCAGUCUCUAGCGGCCUCUUUGGGCAUCACAGUGGAGCAGGCGAAGUGCGACGUGAGCUCCCAGGAGUCGGUGGAUCAGUUCAUCUCCAGCGUCACGCCGAACCUCACAGGAUUUAUCCACUCGGCCGGAAUCCUGCAGGAUGCGAUGCUCAUGAACCAGACCUGGGAAAAGUUCGACGCCGUGUAUGAGGAGCGACGGGUAUUCCCUUAA
Molecule: messenger RNA, 1047 nt
Organism: Symbiodinium sp. CCMP2592
Lineage: Eukaryota; Dinophyceae; Suessiales; Symbiodiniaceae
Source: the annotation of a GenBank genome assembly